This is a messenger RNA of Saxophila tyrrhenica, 3228 nucleotides long. RefSeq lists its product as uncharacterized. Bases 1 to 3228 code for a protein of 1075 amino acids. NCBI's taxonomy places the organism in Eukaryota, Fungi, Ascomycota, Dothideomycetes, Mycosphaerellales, Extremaceae. The record is from RefSeq and is a predicted model, not a curated record. The transcript has a single exon.
AUGGCGGAGGAGACAUCAGUUGGAGACAUUGAUAAUGCAGCAAGCAUACCACAACAGAACGGCGCCUUCCAUCCGCAAUGGCAGGCAACCGACGCCGUCCAACUGCAACCCUCAAACCUCACCUUGUCCAAAGCAACGCGCGCGUGGGAGCGCAAACCUCUCAGUCCUUUCUCGCGACAACGCUUACGCGUGGGCAAGGUGUGGAAGCGACCUGCGAAUUCUCUAAAGCCUGCUGCUUCAGAUGGUGGAGUUGAGGAUGAGAGCCGCUCGACGAAACGACGGAAACAGCAGACUUCGUUGCAAGGCGGGAUGAAGCCGGUGAAGAAGAUGUGUUUGGAGUCGAGCUUUGGGAUGGGCGCGCGCGUGGUGGGGUGGGAAGGCUGUGAGAGCCCGGUGAGGAAGAUCGUCACGCGGAGUAGGGCCGAGCAGGGCGGAGAGGAGAUUGUUGCUUUAGCUGAGGAAGAUGAUGUGGGUGUUCGCGAUGAUGAGGUGGCAGUGGAAGACGAGAGGGCUACGAUCGAGAUACUGGAUGAGGACGGCACGGUACUGGACGUGGAUCCGGUAGAUGGAGGGCAAGAGGCGGGAUGGGAAGAUGAGAAUGAGGCAGGGGAUGAGGAUCAUGCUGCGGAUGCGGAAGAUGACGAGCGAAGCGCAGUGACACAGCUUCUGGACGCGAAUGAACAUUCUGCGACUUCUACCGUCGAUGAUAAUUCCAUACCGGAUGCUGCGGAAACAGCAUCGCUCGACAGCAAGGUAGAAGAGGCUGCCGCAGUUGGCGAUUUGGAUGAGGGCAGUCUCCAUGACAUCGAAUCCAAAGACGCGCUCGCGAUCCAGCUCGAAGGGUCGUCAGUUGGAGGCGCCGCUUUGGAGGACAGUGACCGAGCUGUUGCUCGGCUUCCGCUGCCAACAGGCAGUAAUGCCACUCUACCCGCCGGCUUUGUGUCUCCCGCAAAGAGACCUAGACCUAUGAGAAGGAUAGAGAAGUUGUUCUCUUUCGGCUCACGACGGCGAACGCUUCCCGUGCAAUUUGCGCCCGUUCUUCCUGCAGACAACGCCUUGGGUCCGCAAGCAGACCAGCCGAUAUCAGCUGACACGAAGGAUGAUACCCAACAGCCCGGCGACGUGGAGGCAGUCGACCGCUCUGCGUUGGCGAACAUGGACACAGCGUACGCUGAAACGUCUUCCGUGCAAGAAGUGAAAGGCACGGACCACGAAUGGGAAGAUGUUGAAGACUCAGGCUCUGGAUCAGACGCGAUGGACACAGACGAAGCUUUGCCAUCUGGUGGAGAGGCUUUCGAUCCUCCGUCUGACAGUUUUGAUGAAUUCGAGCGUGAUGCUUUCGCCGCCGCCAGUUCCAACACCGCACCAGUCAUCGAUACUGCUUCCAGCAAGCUUCAGUCAAGCCCGACGCCUACUAUCGAAGGUCAACACCCACGGCUGCCGCUCCGCAGAUCUUCACGCAGAAUGUCUACCAGCCCCAUGAAACCAAGCUCCAUCCUGCCUUCAGCCGAGAGAUCGCACCUCAUCGCUUUUACUCCGCUCAAGGGCGCCCUUCCCACCGAUCGAUCGUCGGGAGGACAACAUGACACGACUGGUGCGGAAUCAGAAUACCGCCACCCACUAUCCUCAAGUCCUCUCGAGCGCGCUGCGUCCGCUCCACCUGAGGAGCUGCAGAUGUCGCCGCGGAAAUCGUUUAAGCCACGUAUCUCGGACGACACUGCACUUCUUCAGGCUUUCCUCAACCGCGCUGCUCAGAACAGAGGCUCUAGACGUAUGUCUGCUACCAAGCAGGAGUCGUUGGAGAAUCGCCGGGAGUCUGACGUUGUCCGGCAUGCGCUUGCCAGUCCCACCAAACCUGACGUCCUGGCUGAAUUGGACGCUAACAGCCCGUCGCCGCGGAAAGCAGUACGAAGUCACGAUGCAGAGCAGCCCAGCGCACCCUUUAGCGAGAACGAGCCUCUCAUCGACAAUUUCUGGAACCGGGAUGAUGCUGAAGCGCAGAAACCCAGAGCAGAGCAAGAAGAGGAACAGCAGCCGCUCCUUGACGAAGAAGAUGCCUCAAGCUCAGUCGGAUCUCGCAGGAGGCGAAGCGGCCGGAACUCACGAAGGCAGCAAUCAACGACACCUGGACCGAAUAAGAUCUCUAUCAAGGGCAGCGCGUCUGAGGGCGUAGUCUUGAAGCGAUCCGAGGCGCAAGAGUUGGCUCUGCUGACCAGGAACAACACGCGCAAGAAUAAAGGCGGAAGCAUAUUGCCUCCAUUACGAUUGACGAAGAUGGCGAUGCAGUUUGGCAAUCCCGACGUCGCGGCUGAUGGAGCGGAGGAUGACGCGAUGGACACGAAACCUGAAGGAGCCAAAGGCGUGAGAUGGGCGGAAACACUGGUGGAGUUUUCGCAGAAUGGCGAAGUGAGCGACAGCAGCGUGUUGAGCGAUGAGCUGAGCGCAUCAACACAGCCAGAAACUGUCGACAAGGAAAUGUCAGAACCCGAUGCACCCUCGAACUCUGUAGCCACUCCUGCCGACGGUCUGGCUACCGCACCUCCGCCGUCAGAAACCCCAAGCAAGCCUAAGAUUCGCAGACUCAGAGCACCACGCACAGCUGCGACACCUGGGAAAGCGCCUCCGCUUCCGUCAAUCUCCACCGCUGUCGAUGAGCCAACUACAGAGGACCAACAGGAACCAAAAUCUGCGACAAGAUCGGCCCCAACCAAACGUCGCUCCCGCAUCGCUACACCAGCGAAAGGUCUUACCAACUCCUCUCUUCUACCAACCGAUGUAGAGCCACAGCCCGCGGCCCCUGAAUCGAGACCAGCGCCUGCGCCGUCAAACAAGCGGAAAGCGCCGGUCAGCAAGCUUCCUGCCCCAGCACCAGCGACUUCGGCCUUCACCAGCUCGGCGCUGGGUCAAGGCAAGGAGAACACGACUUCGUUUCUCGCGUCGCCGCCAAAGAAGAAGGCAAUGGGGUUGCCGAGUUCUAAGGGUUUUGCGCCCAAGCUUGAUCUCGGAGCUCAGACAAAAUUGGCGCCUGCCACUGGAGCUGGUGGGGCCGGGGGUGACGAGGGCCCACCGCCAGGGCUGAUGAGUCCGGCGAAGAAAGGUGGCCGGGGCAGACUGGCGAGUGGUUUGGAGAAGCCUGAAGGAGGGUUGGGGAAAGGUGGUGAGGAGCAGACGGAAAGAGGGCUGGGGCUCAGCAGUCCUGCGAAGAAGCGGACGAGGAGGGCAGUUUAA